AUGCAUCUGUCUUCACACACUUGGAUGCGGCCAGAACCACUCGAGAAGACUCUCGAGAGGCUUGUACGCCUUGGAUACACUUCCAUUGAACUAGCCGGCGAACCAGACCAGUUUCCCAUCGAGAAAACCCGCCAACUUCUGCAAAAAUACAACAUCAAAUGCUGGGGAACCGUCACUGUCCAGCAUGGCAAGCGAAAUCUACUCGCCGCCGACCCUCAGCAACGACGAGACACGAUCCACUACAUGAAGCAGGUCGUAAGUAUGUCAGCUGAGCUCGGUGGAGAAAUAGUCACCGUUGUACCAGGGAACGUCGGCACCAUCGUCCCCUCAUCUACUCCCGAAAACGAGUGGAAGUGGGCUGUUGAAGGCCUUCGUGAAGUUGCCGCCUUUGCACACGAGAAAGGCAUCAGAGUUGCGCUUGAACCUCUCAACAGAUUCGAGACAUACUUCCUCAACCGCACCAACCAAGCUCUCACUCUUGCUGAUGAGGUCGGACAUGACGUCGGCAUUGCAUUUGACCCCUUCCAUCUAGCUCUAGAAGAGAAAGACCUUCUAGCCGCAAUCAAAGCCUGUCACUCUCGCAUCGUGGAUUUCCACGUAAGCGACAACAACCGUCUUGCAGCUGGAGAUGGGUCUUUUGAUUGGCCCAGUAUAAUGGAAGCUUUGGUCGAAGCGGGCUACAAUGGUGGCUUGACUGUUGAGUUUAUGCCAUCGAUUGAUCGUACACCUGUUGGUGACUUUGGAAAGAAGCAGCUUGAGACCGGGAAGGUUGAUGUUACACCAGAUCAGCUGCAGUUCAUUGUCGAUCAUGGAUCUGGAUUGUUGUCUGAUAGUUACUAUACUGAGCUUUUGAGGAGAUCUGCUGAGACGAUGGCGCCUUAUGUUAAGAAAUAG
Messenger RNA from Fusarium sp. VM40, 894 nucleotides. The record is from the annotation of a GenBank genome assembly. Lineage: Eukaryota; Fungi; Ascomycota; Sordariomycetes; Hypocreales; Nectriaceae.